Molecule: messenger RNA, 3551 nt
Organism: Mytilus californianus (California mussel)
Lineage: Eukaryota; Metazoa; Mollusca; Bivalvia; Mytilida; Mytilidae
Product: sodium-dependent phosphate transport protein 2A-like
Exons: 9
Coding region: 34-2007 (657 amino acids)
Biological process (GO): sodium-dependent phosphate transport
Cellular component (GO): membrane
Molecular function (GO): sodium:phosphate symporter activity
Source: RefSeq, a predicted model, not a curated record
CAACCUAUUAUCCCACAGACAUUGUCAUAGAGAAUGGCGGACCUCAAAGAGAACAACAUGUCGUUAGGAAAAAAAAUAUAUGAAGACAUUGUAAUAGUGGUUUCAGACCAGAAAAACGACAAAAAAGAAGUUCUAGGGGAGGUGGUGAGAAUCCAAGCUGUGACGGACUGCCAAAAUGUGGUAAAUCCGAUGACAGAUGAUCCUUACGAAUGUGAACCUCUGGUCCACGGUGUCAGAAUCAAGGAAAAGAGUCAGGGUUACCCAGACGACGGGUCAGAUGAUGCCCGUGUUGGCGUUUGCGUUAAUAGUAAUGGAACCAGAUUUAAACAUGCCUUACAAACCACUGGGAAAGUUUUACUGGUACUUGGGUUCCUGUAUUUCUUUAUAUGCUCACUGGGACUUCUGGGUGCAGCAUUCCAGUUGCUUGGUGGAAAAACUGCAGGAAAGGUGUUUGAACAAUCAGAACUGCUUAGUAACCCUGUUGCCGGGUUAAUGAUUGGUAUCUUGGCAACUGUUUUGGUUCAGAGUUCAAGUACAUCCACCAGUAUAAUAGUUACUAUGGUAGCAUCAGGAAUUAUUGGUGUGAGACCAGCCAUACCAAUGAUCAUGGGAGCAAAUAUUGGUACCAGUGUAACCAACACAGUAGUAUCCAUGGCUCAAGUUGGUGACCGGAACCAGUUCAGAAGAGCUUUCUCUGCAGCUACAGUUCAUGAUAUGUUUAACUGGCUGUCCGUUAUCAUUUUACUGCCAUUAGAGUGUGCUACAGGAUAUUUAGAGAAACUGACUGGUGAGUUGACAAAAUCUUUUAAAGGAAGUAGUUUUAAAGGAGGAAAACAGGAUUUCCUGAAAGUUAUCACUAAACCACUCACUAAACUGAUUAUUGAGCUGGACAAGAAAAUAUUGAAGAAAAUUGCUGUUGGCGACAAAAAUUAUGAAGAUAAAAGCUUGAUAAAGAGGUUCUGUGUCAAAGAAGCAGAUAAGGGUGUUUGGAAAUCCAAUAUGACUGCCACUGUUACCACACUCAAUUCAACAAUGAAUGUUACUGAACCGGGAGGUCCCGGAUGUGCAUCCUUAUUCAGCAUUCUGGACUUAAAUGAUACAGUGUCUGGUGUAAUCUUGCUGAUUUUCUCCCUUGUUGUGCUUUGCUGUUGUUUAGUGGGCAUGGUAAAGGUACUUAACUCUAUGAUGAAGGGACCAAUAGCCAAAGCUUUAAAGAACAUAGUAAAUGCAGAUUUCCCAGGAUGCUUUAAGUUUUUAACAGGAUAUGUAGCCAUGUUGGUUGGGGCAAUAUUAACUGUUUUAGUUCAGAGUUCAUCUGUAUUUACAUCAACACUGACUCCGUUGGUAGGACUUGGAUUAAUUAAAGUUGAUCGAAUGUACCCUCUGACUUUGGGAUCAAAUAUAGGUACAACCAUGACAUCGGUGUUAGCAGCAUUUGCAGCAUCUGAAAAUAAACUGGAUGUAGCACUCCAGAUAGCACUUUGUCAUUUCUUCUUCAACAUUUCUGGAAUUUUGAUCUUUUAUCCAGUUCCUGUAAUGAGAAGAGUACCAAUUAGAGCUGCCAAGUUUUUGGGAAAAAUAACCUCCGAGUACAGAUGGUUUGCGGGAUUGUACAUUGUAUUGUCUUUCUUGGUGUUGCCUGUAAUGGUAUUUGGAUUGAGCAUGGCUGGACAAAUUCCGUUUAUAGUUGUAGGAUCCAUUAUAGUUUUCAUUAUCUUUAACGUAGUAGUGUUGAACGUGUUACAGAGGAAAAAACCAACCUGGUUACCUUCAUCAUUAAGGAAUUGGGAUUUCUUGCCAGAAUUUUUGCAUUCAUUAAAACCAUACAAUAAAGUGUUCACUGCCUGUUCUAUAUGUUUCUGUACAAGUUGUCAGAAAAAGGACACAGUAUAUAAUUCUCUGCCAUUGACAGCUAGUGCUUCAAGUUCUCCUAAUAGUAGCUCAAACAGUAGUAGAUUUCCAAGCACAGCAAAUUCAACAGUUGAUCUUCUAAUCAACCGUGUAUGAUGAUACUUUUGAUUUAGUAAUGCACAUACAUGUAUUUAUUUAUUGUCUGGUUCUUUUUUUUGUGUAAUUAUUUUAUACAUAAUAAAAAUUAAGUUAAUGAUGGAAAAAAAAUACUAUAAAAUUGGACAAAACAAUGAAUAGAAAAUAAAACAAGUUUUGUCUUGUCAGUAUUUUAUUAUCGAUUAGUCCUUCCGAUAUAUUUAUUUGCAUAAUUUUAUUUUUAAAAUAACUAAAGGAUAAUCAUCAAAUUUUAGUGCUAUUAUCUAUAUAAGUUAAUGUGAAUCUCAUAAUGAGACGGCAGCUAUAUUUAUUUUUCUAUUGAUGAAAUUAACAUUAUUUCAAUUUAUGAUAGAAUUAAGUAUUACUGAUUUUUUUGUUUAAAUGUUUACUUAUGUUGAUACGAGUAUUCUUGUUUUUAUAUUUCUGACCGGUUUGGCUAUUUUGGAAAACAGAUAUGCUAAAUCUAUCCAAAACAAUAUAGUAUCAGUACAUUUGUACAUUAACAAUUUUUCUUUGGACUCAAACAGAAGCUAUAUUACAGGUAAAUGAAAUGUUUAUAUACAUGUACAUGUUCAGCAUUUGAAAAUUGCUCCAAAUUGUGUUUACUUUGUCAGAUUUUUUUUGAUAAAUAUUAACCUACAGUAAAGUAUAGAAGAACAAGCAACAAGCAUAUGUGUCCGAUAGUUUGUUGUAAGAGCAUUUUUUGUCUGUGUUGUUGGUGCUUUAUACUAUUUCAUAUAUAUAUAUACAUUAGAUCUCUUUGGGUAUUCAUCAAAGACUAAUACAUUGUACUAGUUUUCCAAAAUUAGACUAAACUUUCAGUUAUUGAUUCAAACUUCAAUUGUUUAGUAUUUUAAUUAACAGACGUAAGAUUUCAAAAACUGGUCACUAGGUGAUCAUGAUUGUUUAAUACAUGUAUGUUACAAUUGUAAAUGAAAUUGAGUGAAAUUUCAAAAAUGUGCCAGCUCUAAAUGAUCUGAAAUCACACAAGUGUUCAAUAUGAUAAUUUCAAGACGGCUUUUCACUGAGUUUGAUACUAAAGCAAAGAUCAAGCUUUUGUUAUUGUUCAUGCUACCUUUUCAGUAUAUGCAUUUUAAGUACAAUCAUUUUUUACUGCCAAAUUCAGAUUUAUUUUAAACUUGUUCAACACAUCAAGCAUUUGAAGAAAAAAGACUGAUAUAGGUCUACAGGAAGUUUGAUACUGUUCACAUUGGAUAAAGUGAAUAAAUGUUUUUUUGUCAGAGUUCCCAAUAUUUGUGAAUAUGUAUGUGAAAUGAAUGAAAUGCAAGUUGCCAUGCUAAAACAGUGCAUAUGGAUGGUACUUUUAGAUUUAUUGUUAUCAACUUCCUUGUAGUGUUUAUGUGGUAUGUGUGUGUAUGCUUGAGUGAAAUUGUUGUCAUAUUUGAUAUUUUAAAGUGCACAAUUUUAUGUGUAGUGAGAAAGCCUUUCAAAACAAGUGUAAAACCUGGUAUUUCACUGAAUAACUGUUUACCAAAUAAUUGUUAAUGUUAACUUUUUUAUUUAUUGAUUAAAAUUGAAAACUG